Molecule: messenger RNA, 4047 nt
Organism: Alternaria burnsii
Lineage: Eukaryota; Fungi; Ascomycota; Dothideomycetes; Pleosporales; Pleosporaceae
Product: f-actin-capping protein subunit alpha
Exons: 7
Coding region: 1-4047 (1348 amino acids)
Biological process (GO): barbed-end actin filament capping
Cellular component (GO): site of double-strand break; F-actin capping protein complex
Source: RefSeq, a predicted model, not a curated record
AUGAACAUGGCAAACGCGCUGCAUCACGGUUGGAGUGCGGAAGUGACGGGUGCAGGAAAUGGCGAUGGCGCUUUCACAGCCAUCAAUCAGCCCUCGACGCAGUUCCCGACGCCCCAAUCACCAAUAGCAGCACCCAUCCAGCAAAACCAAGCGCGGCGAAGAGCGACCGUUCAUGGACGACGGCGACAUAACCCUGCUGUUGCCCAGUAUCUUGGACUCGGUACUGCAAGCGAGCCUACACAUCUCGAGAUAUAUGCUUCUUUGCCGGCAACGCCAGCCAGCCCACCGCUGAAACCUACACGCAACCGAACAAAGUUGACUGCGUUGGCUGCCCAUGGAAACACAUUGGAUGAAAGACACACGAAUGCGGAAGCGAGGGCAACGGUCAAUCAACGGCGUGUGUCAGAGAGCUUCCGGGUAACGAAACCUGUACGCAAGUCUGCGGCAUCCGCAUCCAAAGCUCCACCAUCUAGGACUACACAAUCAGCAUUCAUUGACGAUGUGCGACCACAGAAGCCAGCAGCAGAUGAUGAAGGAACAACUUUGUCAGAUCAUGUUCCUACCACUCAAGCCUAUGAUGUGAUGCAUCAUCGUUUCGCAAGCUCUGAGACUGUUCAGAAUGUCAGCCAAGACACCGUGGCCAUACGGCCUGUGCAAUAUUCGGUUGACGUUGGCUUGUUCAUUCUCGAAGACGAUGAUUGUGAUGCUACUGAAGCUGGACACGUUGAUCUCGACCUGGCUCUGCAGCAACAUGAAACUCUGAAAUCCGCGGAAGAUGAUUUCGACUUCGACAUCGAUGAUGAUGAACUGCUCGCAUUGAUACCUGAAGAUGGUGGUACAUGUUCUGACCUUGCAAAGCCUACUUCGAAGUCCCACGCGCAAUCCUACAACACGGACAACGACAGAUUAUGCCCCACUCCAGGCUCAUGCACCGACAUUCCUAUGAUGCUUGAAGAAGUCACCACCAAGACGACUUCACAGCAAUUAUCAAAAAAGUUUACAUCUCCAGUCACUCCGACAACGCGCUUAUAUGGCAACUCAGGUUCCGCGGAGAUUAGGACACCAAUCGUCAGGCCGCCGUUCCCUGAAUCUGUUCGCGAUCGCUCGCCUAUUAUCGGUCUCUCGUCAAACUCGUUGCUCAGGACGUGUUUUCGCAUCGGUGAGGUGAUCAAUCAGAGUUGUCAAGCAUCUAAGUCUGGGAAGCGCAUUAUGAUUGAAAUGUACGCUAGAAUCCUUGCUUCGGAGCGAACUGGCACAGAGCAACAAUUCACAUUCUGCGACCUCUUCCAUGCCAGGCCGCCUUAUAUCAAAGGAACAUACAGUGCUGCGAUCUGGAAGUCGGUGCCCCUGUUCGAGGUCGUCCUGCCAGAUUCACCCUACGACGCAAUGUUGACGGCGGCCAUGACGCCAGCCAUCGGUAGCGAAGGCGAAACCACCGACUCUCGCAGUGCAGCCAUGAUGGAGCCUCAACCUCAACUGGAGACAACGCCGCCAAAGACGAAUUCGCCCAAAGCACGGUCUCUCUCGGACAGCACGCCCCGUCUUGAGCCCUCUCCGAAGUUCCGCGAACCCGCACGCAUGUCCAAAGAUGACCAAACUAUCGUCGCCAGCCCCAGUACACCGCGUAGGCCAGACUUCCUCUCGCGAGGCCUGUCUCUGCAAAUGCCCCCUCGAGAGUCGCCUAUGCCCAGUCCCGCGCACUUCGCCGCCCGUGUGCCCCUCUCUCCACAGCUAGAUUCGCGUAACACCUACGCGUCGCCUGCUUCUGUCCUGCCCCGACGGUCCCGCGGCGCUGAGUUCUCAAGAGCCUGCACCAACCUCCACCACUCGACGCUCCCCGACCAGUCUUCGCCCGAUUCUUCGCCGACCAUUACGCAGAAAGGUAUCAAGAUACCGCCGCGGAAGCCUCGCUCCAACUCAAUGCUGCUUGACUCGCCCAAUGUGAGCCUACAGGGUGGAUGGAGUCAUGGCGAUAGAACCGCCCCUUCGAGUUCGGUCGGCAGCAUCAACAUGAUGGGCUCAGAGGACUCGAGUAGUUCUUCGGAUGAGGUGGAUCCACUGGACCCUGAGGACAACGACGACCCUAUGAUCAUGACUCCGCAAGCGAAGACCAACACACUAUUCCCAGGGCUCAACGCUGGCAAUAACGGUGUCUUUUCCAACCUGUUCUCACCCGGUGGACAGCCCAACUUUGCAAGCAUGCAUCGAGCGAGAUUGCGCAAGGGUAGAAGCCGAAAGAGCUCGAGCUCAGCCAGUGGACACAGCUCCAUGGCAAGCCCCGGGCCGGCAUCACCGCCAAAUGGCAAAGACACGGGAUAUUUUGCGCGAGAAGCGGCGAUGCGUAAAGCGGGUUCGCGACGAGAGAGCCUUUCCCUUUUUGCCAACGACCUCCACAUCUCAUCUGGAAACGAUAGCGGUGACGAGGGCGGUAACAUGCCCCAAACUCCGGGUGUAGUAAGACGGGUAGUUUCACGGAGGGGCAAUCUACUGCCAAAGUCAAGACAAUUCGGUCGCAUCAGAGCGGAGCUGUUCGAAGAAGCUGCUCCCGUUGACAGCGAAUUUCGCCGCGAAGCCGAGAUCAUUCGACAAGUGAGAGAAAGCGAUACAGAUCUAGAACGACCUUCGGGAACCGCGCAAUCGUCACCCAACUUGCUGCCAACAGUUCCAGGUCUGGACGGACCCCUUGAGGGUGUGCCAGAGGAAGGUAGCGAAAGCAACAUGAGUCUAGAUGGAUCGACGUCUAAGGGACUUUUCGGUGCCUUUGGCAGUCUACACAGCGGUCGCAAUUCGGUCAGCAACGGCUUCUGGGGUUCACGCGCUGCACACACUCCUCCACCGUCCUUUCCUCGUGCAGAAUCAUCCGCGAUGAGCGAGGACAUGAACAUGGACUCCCCAACUAUAGGCGGUGGGGCAUCUAGAGCGUCUACGCCAGGGGCAAUGCAGCCUCCCACAGCAGCCGAAGCUUUGAAGAAGUCGAACAAACGCCGGCGAGAUGACGAUUUCGAUGAAGCUUCAAUCAAACGUCGUGCAGUCUCACCAGGUGUCAGCGUUCACGGCAGCCCAGUCAUCUCGCAGUCUCCUGCACAAAGGGACAACAGUCUUUGGGGUACAAAUACCAAGGCCAGCCGGGAAACGUCAAUAAGUGGUCAAUCACAUGGUGAACGCUCAAACAGUGGAGGCAGCAUGAGCAUGACGCCAACAUUGGGCCCAAAACGGAUAGGUCUACAGGCCAUGUCACGCACAGCAGCUCUCUCCUCUUUCGUCGACAGCGCGCCGCCUGGUGAGCUUGUCGAAGUUACCAAGGCAAUCAAGUCAAUCCUCGGCGAUGAAUCAGUCCAGAACGAACUCUCGCCCGCCUUCCAAAAGUACAACGAGGAGCAGUACACCACAACGAAGCUUCCGGGUGGCAGCACCGAAGUUCUGGUCAGCGAAUACAACUCGUUAGGAGACGGCAGAUACUACGACAUCGAUACACAGAGCUCCUUCGACUUUGACCAUGCGACUGGCAAGGCAAGCGCAGUCCAGAGCUACGUUGUCGAGAGCGCGCAUGACGAUCUUCUCAAGAGCCUCAACAAGUCUCUCAGCACCCACGCCUCAGAACACUACCCCAAAUCCUCCCACGGCGUCUUCCCCGUUCCUUCGUCCCCCUCUUCCCUCGCCAUCAUCACCGUCGCAAAUAAGUACUCCCCCACAAACUACUGGAACGGCCGCUGGCGCAGCUCCUACAUCUACGACACCUCCUCCGGCUCCAUCUCCGGCAGCAUAAAAGUUGACGUGCACUACUACGAAGACGGAAACGUGCGUCUGCUCACCACCAAGGAGGUCAGCCUGAGUGCUGGCGGAAGUGCAAAUGGAAGCGACAUCAUGAGGAAGAUUGCUGCCGAGGAGAAGAAGUACCAGGAGGAUCUCAACAAGGCGUUUGGUAGUCUGAGUGAGGGCGCUUUCAAGGCUCUGAGGAGGCAAUUGCCCAUUACGAGGCAGAAGAUCGAGUGGGAGAAGAUCAGUGGAUAUAGAUUGGGCCAGGACAUUGGUGGUGGAAGAAGGUGA